CAUGACUCAGAAACCGGUUCCCCCGGCUGUAACAAUGAUACAGCUCUGGGAUCAUUAGCUGGUAAGCCAAUGCCUUGGCUCCCUCAGCCAGUCUCUCUACAAGGUGUGUUGCUGUCAGACUGCUGGGAAAGCACUCCCAGGUGUGGAAAGAGAGGACUCGCCACCGCCUUGGACUUGGACUUCAAGGGACAUUUCUUUCCGGGAAGAAAUUUAAUGUUAAUUAAAAAACGCCUCCAGAAGAUUCACUACUGCACAGUAGAGGGGGAGCAAACCCAGGAAGGACCGGCAUGGGAAUCCUAUAUUCUGAGCCCAUCUGCCAGGCAGCCUACCAGAAUGACUUGGGGCAAGUGUGGCGGUGGGUAAAAGAGGACAACCAUUACGUGAAUGUUCAAGAUGGCUUCAAUGGAGAUACUCCCCUCAUCUGCGCCUGCAGGCGAGGACACUUGAGAAUCGUCUCCUUCCUCUUAAGGAGAAAUGCUGAUGUCAACCUCAAAAACUUGAAGGAGAGAACUUGCCUCCACUAUGCUGUGAAGAAGAGGUUUACCUUCUUUGAUUAUCUACUCAUUAUCCUUUUAAUGCCUGUCUUGCUUAUCGGAUAUUUCCUCAUGGUAUCAAAGACGAAGCAGAAUGAGAAUCUUGUACGCAUGCUCCUUGAUGCUGGCGUUGAAGUUAAUGCUACCGACUGUUAUGGCUACACAGCUUUGCAUUAUGCUUGCCAGAUGAAAAACCAGACUCUCAUCCCUCUGCUUCUGAAAGCCCGUGCAGACCCCAUGAUAAGGAACAAGCAUGGUGAGAGUUCACUGGAUAUCGCACAGAGACUAAAAUUUUCCCAGAUUGUAUUAAUGCUAAAGAAAGCCUCAUAGCCCUGUGAAUUCUUGUGUGGUGACAGAGAUACAGCUGAAGGACUGGAUGUUGUCGCUUUCAUGGAUGAUUGCUCUACAGACACCCAAGCUGGAUGCAUCUGCCUUGUGACAAGCACUGGACUUAAAAUGACUUUCAUUCAGUGGAGGUCACCAUGGCCACCAUCCCUCUGAAGGACCCAUUACACUUGUUGGAAUCUCUAUUACUGUUAAAACUGAUUUUUUUUAAAAAUUCUAAUUCAGUGUCUUUUAAGAACAAGCCAGAGUUGCCCGAGGUCACAUUCUCUCUUCCUAGUUGUGUCAGCCUUCCAAAGACUUUGCCCUACAUCCUGUCCUGGGAGACAAAUGGUUCUUCACAGGCCCCUUGACGUACUAAGCCAAACAAUCAAAGCAUGUGCAUUUGAAGAACAUGGCAUGUACGUGUGGAGAGUUAGAGAUUCCAGCAUAAAUAUUCCUUUGAUGGAAAAUCUUCAGUAAAAACAUCUGUCAGUUGUCAGUUAUGAGUUUGUCUAAACCAUAGAAACUGGUACAUGUUCCACAGCAGAACUGGUUUUUGUCAUCGUUUCCCAGGGGCUGGUUGACUUAUAUACCAGCAUACAGUUCACCAUCAGUUUAUAAGUAAGUGUCUUCUCAGUUUAUAAGUUAUGUAAGUAUCAAAAAUGUCUGUACAGAGUCCUUAUCAGCAGAAGCUGUAGCCAAGUGGUCAGAGCAUGUGUUUGGUAUUCAUAAAGGCCUGAGCUUAAUCCUCACCACCACAAAUAAUCUUCUUGUGAACACAAGUUAGUUGCUAUUUGUUUAUCUAUUUCUCUUUUUGUGGCAUUGGGAGUUCAACUUGGAACCUCACUCCAACCAAGUGUGUUGUCUACCACUGUUACACACUCAGCCCCAAUUCUGUUUAGUUUUAUUGACAAAAUUUAAAACAUUAUAACUUAUUUGUUUAAAGGUCUUACCUCUUCAUAGAAACAGAGAAGUAUUUGGGUUGUAUUUCUAAUUGAGAGGUUAUGAAUACUAAACUAUCUGUCUUACUCCUUUUGUGAAUGACACUAAAUGGAACUAAAUCUACGUCAUGAGUGAAUCUUGAAAAUCCAGAUGAUCUAGGCACAGUUGUAGACAUGGACUAAGCCACAUUACAUACUGCAGCCAAAACAAUAAACAAUGAAAGAUUUUCUAUCCUUGAAUACAAAAGGGAUCAAUAAUAUCAAACCUGGAAAUGUUCACGGAGCUAUGUAAAGAACCCAAGGGUCU
Messenger RNA from Peromyscus maniculatus bairdii (prairie deer mouse), 2105 nucleotides. RefSeq names its product ankyrin repeat domain 22 (gene Ankrd22). The record is from RefSeq and is a predicted model, not a curated record. NCBI's taxonomy places the organism in Eukaryota, Metazoa, Chordata, Mammalia, Rodentia, Cricetidae. Gene Ontology annotation, molecular function: protein binding.